Equus quagga is the source of this 2808-nucleotide messenger RNA. It is a transcript of the gene TRIM63, whose product is annotated as tripartite motif containing 63. The coding region runs from base 131 to 1120 and encodes 329 amino acids. Gene Ontology annotation, molecular function: zinc ion binding. Lineage: Eukaryota; Metazoa; Chordata; Mammalia; Perissodactyla; Equidae. The record is from RefSeq and is a predicted model, not a curated record. The transcript has 8 exons.
UUCAGGCGCCAGGAGAAGAAGGCAAAGAAGCUCUGGGUGGGUGUUUUGUGACACAGGCAAGACCCCAGGUCUGCUUAGAGCGAGGCGAGUGAAGGAGGCAGCCAGGUAGAGGCCCACAUCUCCCGACAAUAUGGAUUAUAAGUCAAGCCUGAUCCAGGAUGGGAACCCCAUGGAGAACCUAGAGAAGCAGCUGAUCUGUCCCAUCUGCCUGGAGAUGUUUACCAAGCCAGUGGUCAUCUUGCCCUGUCAGCACAACCUCUGUCGGAAGUGUGCCAAUGACAUCUUUCAGGCUGCAAAUCCCUACUGGACCAACCGAAGUGGCUCAGUGUCCGUGUCUGGAGGCCGUUUCCGCUGUCCCUCGUGCCGCCAUGAGGUGAUCAUGGAUCGUCACGGAGUGUACGGCCUGCAGAGGAACCUGCUGGUGGAGAACAUCAUCGACAUCUACAAGCAGGAGUGCUCCAGUCGGCCCCUGCAGAAGGGCAGCCACCCCAUGUGCAAGGAGCAUGAAGAUGAGAAAAUCAACAUCUACUGCCUUACGUGUGAGGUGCCCACAUGCUCCAUGUGCAAGGUGUUUGGGGCCCACCAAGCCUGCGAGGUGGCCCCGCUGCAGAGCGUCUUCCAGGGACAAAAGACUGAGCUGAGUAACUGUAUCUCCAUGCUGGUGGCGGGGAACGACCGUGUGCAGACCAUCAUCACUCAGCUGGAGGACUCCUGUCGAGUGACAAAGGAGAACAGUCACCAGGUGAAGGAAGAGCUGAGCCGGAAGUUCGAUGCACUGUAUGCCAUUCUGGAUGAGAAGAAGAGCGAGUUGCUGCAGCGGAUCACGCAGGAGCAGGAGGAGAAGCUCAGCUUCAUUGAGGCCCUCAUCCAGCAGUACCGGGAGCAACUGGACAAGUCCACUAAGCUGGUGGAGACAGCCAUCCAGUCCUUGGAUGAGCCUGGUGGGGCCAUCUUCCUCUUGAGUGCCAAGAAACUCAUCAAAAGCAUUGUGGAAGCUUCCAAGGGUUGCCAGCUGGGGAAGACAGAGCAGGGCUUUGAAAACAUGGACUACUUUACUUUGGACUUAGAGCACAUAGCAGAUACCCUCAGGGCCAUUGACUUUGGGACAGAGUACCUGUAAUAAUAUAACCAUAACAAUAAUAAGGGAAAAUGAGGAAGCCAGAUGAAGAGCAAAGAUGUUAAUAAUUUGCUGGAGGUCACACAGCUGAAAGGUAACUAUUUAGCGACAGAGAAGGAGAGGGAGGAUCCGGUUUUGCUGAAUGUUGGUCUGAGAGAUGUUGCUCCAACGACCAGCUGAGGGGGUGAGGGCACCCCGGAACAGGGAAGAAUUGUAAGCAGACCAGCAUGAGAAAGAGAAAAGCUUCUUGGCGCCUCUUGUUUUGGCUCUCCUGCAAGCUUGCAGAAUCUGGUGUUGAAUCUGUUCUCAGAACCCCAGAUAUACCCCAUUCAUAGCUAAAGACAAAAUGCAUCCCAAAGCCAACAGACGGGGGGGUUUGCAUUGCUGUAGAUUAUCUGUUCCACUGUCACCCUCCCUAAGCUAAAAUAUUCACGAGCGGACCACACUGUGUGAACGAUAGGACAUUGUGAAGACCUACGCUGCCUUCUGUCAUCUCCCUGAGCCUCAGUUUCCUCAUAGCUAAAUAGGGAGUGUACCAACAGCUACCAUUUCUUGAGCACUUUCUAUGUCCCAGCCACUGAGCCCUUGACAUAAAUUCUAUCAUUUACUGCAACAAAUUGAUGAGGUAGUUUCUGUUGUCUUCUCCAUUUUGUAGUUGAGGAAAUAAAGCCAAAGGAAGGUGUUCGAUUUGCUAGAGGCCACGCAGCUUAUAAUUAGCCCACACGGAUUCCAUCAAGGGCCCCCUGGCUCACAAGAGCCUUGUGAGGAUUAUAUGAGACCAGUGUGUACAGCUUAGCUCAAUACUUGGCAUAGUAGGUCUUCAGCAAAUGCCACUGAGAGUGGUUAAUUGUGAUAACGAUUAAACAACAACAUUCUGGGUUACGCACAGAUCCCAGCUACGUGGCUGGAAUUUUGGCUGUCAUUUUGGAGGCAAUAAUUCUUUUAAGCCUCUCCCCAGACACUCUUGACAAAUGCUCUGACUCUGUGGUGACCCCGUCAGGGAUGUUCCCCGAUAGUAGAGCUUACAGAUGAUAUCCCAGGACGGGAAAGUGAGGACACAGGUUGCAGCUCAGUCACUCUGUCUGGGGCUCAGUUUCAGAGAGCUAAUCAGCAGGUGGCCCCAGAAGCGCUCCACCCCCACCCCAUAUCCACCCCUCUGUAGGCUGAGGAAUGAGGAAAACUGGACAGGGAGUGCUAGGCAAGCAGAUUUCAAAGGCUGAGCAACUUGCUUCAGGACAAGGACUCUGAUCCCUGAGAAUCAGGACUUUUUGUCCCAUUCUCCCCAGGUGAUGUUUAUCUGUCUGAGAAAUGUAGAGAAGCACAAAGCGUGCUUCCCCAAAGUCCUUUCUCGUCACGGGUAGAUCAGGGGAUAGAAGCUGCUGCUGCUACUGGAACAAAGGAGCAUCUUGACCCUCUCUCCCUUGGAGGGGUGUGGGAAGGAAGGAGGAGGAAGCCAGCCUCUGUGCAGCUUGGGUUUGGCAAGCCCAUCAUCUCCCAGGCCACUGAUGUCACUGUAUGGCCCUUUGACCCCAACGGGGCAUGGGAAGGAGUUUGGAUAAGUGCUGUCUCUUGCCUGGUUCUGCUUGGAGCAGCUCCUCUGAGAAACCGGCCCCAUUCUAAAACACAAUUGUUCUUUGUCACAUACAGAUGAGGAAGAGGAAGAGUUCUUUGAAGAAGAAGAUCAGGAAGAG